AUGUCCAAAGCAUCGCAACCAGAGCUAAAAAGAUAUAUGGAAAAAAGAAUGUUUAUCCAACUUAAUGGAGGUCGCAAAGUAACUGGUGUCUUGCGUGGUUAUGAUCCUUUUAUGAAUUUAGUUGUAGACGAUACUAUUGAAGAAGUAUCAGCUACAGAGAAGCACAAUAUCGGUAUGGUAGUAAGUAUUAAAGACGAAUAA
Diversispora eburnea is the source of this 201-nucleotide messenger RNA. Lineage: Eukaryota; Fungi; Glomeromycota; Glomeromycetes; Diversisporales; Diversisporaceae. The record is from the annotation of a GenBank genome assembly.